AUGAGGCUGUGGAGAUGUUUCAUCUCUCAACUCCUCACCGGAAGUGUCAUGCUUUUUGUCAGCUGCCAGGAGUUUAACAGCCAGGGAAACCUGAGCGUGGAACAACCGUUGCCCUUUUUGUUGGGCUCCGACCUCACGGUGUACUGCCACGCCAAUGAAUGUGAAAGGAGUGCCCAAGUAUUUUUGACAUUGAACGGCGAACGUGUGUCGCAUCAAAGCAGAGAGAAAUGCAGAUUCAUCUUCAAACUGGUUCGCAUUUGGGAGCCCAACUCCAUCGUGUUCUGUAAACUGCAACAGGACGGACUGACUACCGUCAUCGCCUGGAUGAGGCUGGUCGGCGGCCUCCCCCCAGAUACACCUGAGAACAUCACCUGCACAACCACCCGGAACUCCUCCUCAGUGGAGUGCCGGUGGCGGGAGGGCCGCAACACGCACGUGCCCACGUCCUACAACGUGACACUCAGCAGCGGGAACGUGACGUCCUAUCCGAUCACGGAGGCGGGCAAGGUGGUCCUACCCAGAGCCGCGCUGGAAGUGGACCGACGUUCUUGGCUGGUGGUUAGCGCUCACAACCGCUUGGGGCAGUCGCAGUCUGAGACGUACGCUAUGCGGCUCGCGGACAUGAUCAUCCCGCACAGCCCUCGCAUCACUCACGUCUAUUUUGGGAACUUCUCUACGGCCAUUUUGCUGUGGGAUGGCCCUGAAGACCUGUCACUCCUCAACGCUUCUGUCAGACUCCGCACGGACAACUUCUCCUCCUGGGAACCCAAAGAGUCCACGCGGCUCAGCCGAGAUGAGGUGAAAGUGGACGGUCUGAAGCCCCUGACGGACUACAACUUCCAGAUCAGGGCGUGUGCUGCCGGAGCUGGAAAUUGCAGCGAAUGGAGUCAGGCAGUGACCGGGAGAAGUCCUGGAAAAGGGCCAUCUCAACCGCUCCAUGCGUGGCGGAUAUUAAGCAACCGCGAGACCAGCUCACUGCAGGAUGUCACUGUUUUAUGGAAGGCUCCGGAUCCAGAGUCGUACAGUGGCCAGGUGGAGCGCUACAAGGUGGUCCUAGGCCAUGGUCCCGCAGAACAGGAAGUGAAUUGCUCCGCGUUGUUCAGCAAGUGCUCCCUUCAGGUGUCAUCCGACCUUCCGGCGCUUGGCUUCAGUGUAGUUGCCUCUUAUGGGACGUCGCCGCUGACCAGCGUCCCGCUCAGAUUCUCGGGUGAACCAGGGCCUGAGUUCCAGCUAGCUGUGCCAGACGCUACCGGAAGCGCAAUGCUAGUCUCCUGGGAUAAAGCAAUAAAGAGCACAUCAGGAAGUGAAGUACUGUACUGUAUACUGGAAUGGACUGGCGUGCCUAAUAGGAAAAAUCAGCUAAAUUGGAUAAAAGUUCCACCGGAUAAUAACAACGCAAGCAUUGCAGGCUUGACUGCAGGCGUUAGGUAUAACGUCACCAUUUACGCCGUGAGCAGACGAGGAGUCAGCACGCCGUCCUCCAUCCUGGCCUACUCGGGACAGCUCAAACCGGACGCCGGUCCCAGCGUGUCGGUGGUGGUCCACAGGCCCACCCGCCUCCUGAUUCAGUGGGAGGACCCCGCGGUAGAGCAGCAGAGGGGUUUCAUCACCAACUACACCGUAUAUCUGAGGACCCUCAACAUGCGCAGCCAAGAAACCUCAGUGGUGCUCCUCGCGGGGGUUCGCAGGCAAGCGUGGCUGGAGUAUCCCGAGGGGGCCGUGGCUAUCCAGAUGUCGGCGUCCACGUCUGCGGGAGAAGGCCCACGCGGUAACCCGGUCUCCUCUCGACCCAUGGAAUCCACAGAGGGCCCCAGUUUGUCUCAUGAGUUUGGGGAGCAUUCUGCAAGGCCUUGGGGGCCACGUCAAGCCGCUCUUCAGGGUACCAUCUGCAGCCCAAUGGGCAAACAGAACUUGUCAACCAAGAGCCGGAGGCCGCCCUUCGUCGGGUCUGUCAACAGCAUCCAUCUUCGUGGUCAUCACAUCUCCCCAGGAGUAACGACGCUAGUGUUGAGCAUGCUGGCUGUGGGGGUCUUCAUGGUCCAGCUAGCUUGCUGGCGCUGCGUGAGAAGAAGGAUCAAACAGAGAUGGGCAUUGUGGGGUCCAUAUUGGUUGGUGGAGAAGCUCCCCCAACCGAAAAAUAGCCAAGCCAUGAAACAGUUGGACACCUGGAGCGAGCCAUCCUUCUCGCGCACCAGCAGCGACCCUCAGCUGUCUCCCAUCAGUUUGCUUUCCGAUGAGCCCACUCUCCAGCAUCCCCUUAAAGCCGUCGUGGACGGUUACAAACCUCAAUUAACUGCGCUCCCGCCAGCCAAACAGACAAACCAGGACUGGUCACACCCAAUGGAGGUGGAAUCGAGUUCUGGCAAAUUUGGAGCACCCUUGGGGAACCUGCUGUCCAGCGUUGAAUUGGACUCCUCCGCCUGGCUGCUCGAUUUGGAAUUGGACUGGAGCAGAGAAAAAUGGGGAGACACGGAAGAGCAUCCCCUCUCGGUGGGUGAAACGGUGGUGAAUGUCUCCCUGGGUGGUGGCUACUUCCCACAAAUCUGCAUUCCAAGCAGUGGGCAGGAAGAAGAAUGA
Messenger RNA from Nerophis lumbriciformis (worm pipefish), 2577 nucleotides. Lineage: Eukaryota; Metazoa; Chordata; Actinopteri; Syngnathiformes; Syngnathidae. The record is from RefSeq and is a predicted model, not a curated record.